Pomacea canaliculata is the source of this 2678-nucleotide messenger RNA. RefSeq lists its product as uncharacterized. NCBI's taxonomy places the organism in Eukaryota, Metazoa, Mollusca, Gastropoda, Architaenioglossa, Ampullariidae. Gene Ontology annotation, cellular component: membrane. The coding region runs from base 164 to 1951 and encodes 595 amino acids. The record is from RefSeq and is a predicted model, not a curated record. Gene Ontology annotation, molecular function: D-arabinono-1,4-lactone oxidase activity; FAD binding. The transcript has 12 exons.
CAUUAAACCAUAUCGCUGAAACACGUGACAGCUACGUCAUACCCACGUAGGAGUUUCCCUCGACUGCCGCGUGUUUAUAAGCCCCAGGAGGAAGAUUAUUUCUAAUCACUUCUUCUGGCCUGAAAUACAUCUACGCUUGUCUUGAGCCCAGCUAUCACAAGACAUGAGAUCUCAAGUGCUUCUCGCAUGCCUCGCUUGUGUCCUGAUUCCAGCCGUGAGGUCAAGGUCACUAGGGGUCAAGCUCGACGACCUCACAGAGCUGGAAGACACGGUUGUUCGACUGGGAGAUGAACCUCUGCAGGAGACGCGACGAGCCCGCAGGGCCAUCUCGGCGCUGACCGACAUCAUGGGCCCGCUGGUCCGCCAUGCCAGAGACGUGUCGGAACAAGAGAGAAGCCAGGCCGUGUACGAGCGGAUGCGCUCUCUUCUGGCACUGCUGCGGAUGCUUCUAGGCAACAGCGUGCAAGUGCAGAUCAUGCAGUUCAUGAACUGGGACAGAACCAUCGAGAUCGACCAGGUUUUCUACACUGCGCCCAAGACCAUCUGGGAGGUGCGCCGCAUCAUCCUGGCAGCCAGGCAACUGGGUAUGCGCGUGCGCGCGACAGGUGUGGGUCACUCUCGCUCUCCGCUUUACGUGGAUGAGGGAAACAUCAUGAUGGACGUCAGGGGCCUGCAGCGUCACGACGGACCACGAAUACAGCUCAACCAGCCGACGGUCGAGCGCAAGUUCCGGACGGUGACGGCCAUGACGGGCGUGAUCGAGCACGAGCUGAACAAGUUCCUGACGGACAACAUGGUGACCAUGCUGUCCCAGCCACUCAACGACGUCGAGUCCUUCGGAGGGAUGGUGGCCGCCAACACGCACGGCUCCACGUGGAGUGCCCCAGCUUACAGCGGUUACGUGGUAGAGAUGAGGCUUGUCGACUCCUCGGGCCGUCUGCGACGUUUCACUAAAGAACGUCACCCAGACAUCAUGCGAGCAGCCAUGUGCAACCUGGGCAUGUUUGGCAUUAUGUAUGACAUCACCAUCCAGGUAUACGAUACCUUCAAAGCUAAGGUCGAGAAUUUCUUCGUCCCCUUGGGCGACCUCAUCUACAACACAACCAGACUGAGGGAGACGGUGACCGGCAACUUCCUGACGGAGAUCUCCUGGUUCCCUUUCAAUUCCGUCACGCAAAAGGAAGCAGAGGAGUACAUACGCACUCAACAGAUCCCCAGCAACUGGACGGCAAAGCGAGAUAUUGUCUGGCUGAGGCACAUCAAUAAAGCUACUGAGCAAGAGACGGCUGGAAAAGUGAUGCAGCCUGCCCUUUAUCUUCCCACUAACGGGUCACUUUCUGGGGGAAAUGUGGAAGGGCUACUUCGCGGAAAGGGAGCUUUGGAAAUCGCACAGAAGCUCGAAUCACCUACUUAUCAUUACCUGGUGAACGCUUUUCCCGUCAUCCUCCCGCCAAGAUGGGGCACGGAGACGUCUGCGGCCUUCCUGCUCAACAUCGACAAUAGCUUCGACCGGGCGGCGGAAGCUCUAAAGUUCAUGAUAGAAAGAGCAGAGCGGCAGAUCAAGGACAACGGGACCACCCCACUCAACGCCCUUCUCCCCCGGUUCUUUCAUAACAGCGAUUGCCUCCUUUGCCCCGGGAACACCAAUAUCCGCAUGAAUGACGACUCCAAUCGGACUUUGGUCAUUGACUUUCUUGCCCCACCUUCUCAGUACGGCUUCUACGCCGCAGCUCGUGAGUUUGUCUACCACUUUAGGAACCAAAAGGUGCGUCCCCACUGGGGGAAGCGACAUGACAAUAUCCCAGGUAUCAUCGACAUCAUCCACGAAGUGUACGGAGACCUCGUCAAUGAAUUCUCACGCAUGCGUGUAAAAGCCCGGGUGGAUCCUUGCGACAUGUUCAUGAAUUCCUAUCUGCUGCAGAUUUUUGGGAGAAGCACGGACUGCAUUUAGGUGUCCUUCUGACAUUUUACCACAACUACAAUUAAUUACAAUGUUGAUUGUUGACGAGCAAAAAUGCCCAUGUUGGGUGUCAAUCACUGUUCAGUUUGUGUGCUUUUUCACCCAGCACCUUGUAUCUGCUCCCCCACCUCCUUCCCCAUCUCGCUAUAUUUGUCCUUGAUGUUAAACACCAUCGCUGUACCAAGCAACCAUGACAGCUAUGGUCUCUUAUUUAGUCAACUAUUCUCUUCAUUUGCAGGAGGGGUUGGUGGGAACAUCUCAAAAAUCGGUAUUUUGGGGGUUAAUAACUUAAAUAAAAAUGUUUGUAGGUGAUGAGAUAGAGGGCGAGAAUAUUUUUCUGCGGAUGAAAUCGGACAACCACAGGCCAAAGAAAUGAAGGGAUAUAAUCAAUCAGUUCUUCCUCCUCUAAACACUUUUUAAAAAAUUAAUAUUUCCUGUCAGAGGAGUGUGCUAUUUAUGUUAAUGUAGUUAUAUUGUCAACCCUGUUAUCUUUUAUGUACUAUUGUUGCCUUCCAUGCGCCAAAGUUCUUUCAAUGGAACCACUUCAGUUUAUGAUCUAUGUUACACAAAUCCUACUGAAGCUAUUGUAUGUUCGAUUCUUAUACAUUUCGUCACUUUAUAAAUCCCAUAACAAAAAAACCUUUGCAUAACUUUCUUUUCACGCGCACCUUUACAAAUAUUUUGAGUUGCUAGGCAAUUAAACAGCAAUAAAUGUUUA